Messenger RNA from Rhipicephalus sanguineus (brown dog tick), 588 nucleotides. Its product is annotated as zinc finger protein 2-like. Lineage: Eukaryota; Metazoa; Arthropoda; Arachnida; Ixodida; Ixodidae. The record is from RefSeq and is a predicted model, not a curated record. Gene Ontology annotation, biological process: regulation of transcription by RNA polymerase II. Bases 1 to 588 code for a protein of 195 amino acids. Gene Ontology annotation, molecular function: RNA polymerase II transcription regulatory region sequence-specific DNA binding; DNA-binding transcription factor activity, RNA polymerase II-specific. The transcript has a single exon. Gene Ontology annotation, cellular component: nucleus.
AUGCUGAUAGAGGGCCAGCGUCUUAGCGCAUGCAAUGUUCCUCGUGCUACCAACGCCCCUUUGAGCGGAAAGCUCCUGGACAGCACGGUUCCAGCUACGACUUGCCACAGCGAGUUGAGAAUGGAACGGCAUCUGACAACUGGUUUCCGUGGCCGUCUCGGGGACGACAGGCUCAUGCACUGCCGUACCUGCAGAAGACUGGAGAAGCAGCGGCUAGACGUGAGUCGGCAGGGCGGAACGAGCGGCGACGCGAACGCGGCGGUGGAGCCGGCGAGCACAGAGGAGGCUACGUGCCCGCUGUGCCUGGCCUCGUUGGUGGAUUCGCACGACGCGGUGGUACAUGACCGCUUGCACAAGGGCAUACGGCCUUUCGAGUGCCACCGCUGCAGCGAGACGUUCUUGAGCGUUGCCGGCCUGAUGCUACAUCGGCACCAGCACUGUCGUCAGCCCCGGUACAGGUGCGACCGUUGUCAAAGACAGUUCCAGGACGUGGCGCUGUACACGAGGCAUUGCAAGAAGCAUGGCUGCAUCUGGAAGAGAGCACGGCUGCAGAUGCUCACACUGAAUUUUUGGCGGAAGACAGCUUAG